This is a messenger RNA of Protomyces lactucae-debilis, 760 nucleotides long. RefSeq lists its product as uncharacterized. Lineage: Eukaryota; Fungi; Ascomycota; Taphrinomycetes; Taphrinales; Protomycetaceae. The record is from RefSeq and is a predicted model, not a curated record. Bases 14 to 577 code for a protein of 187 amino acids. The transcript is spliced from 3 exons.
AACACACUUGACAAUGCAGCUCUUCCGCUGUAGAUCACUCUACUCUGUUGCUUCGAGCCACGCUAGAUUGUUUACCUCUCCGGCAUACCCACAUGUGCACGUCACCAAGCAGAAAGACGGUAAAAGUGCUGCUGUCUCCUAUCUAUCAGAGCCCAGUCCGCGCUCUCGUUCGAUUGUCGGUUGGUGUCCGCUCAACAAGGCAGGCAAUGACCUUGAUUUGACACAACCCAGACACUUUGAACAUAACCCAGCUUUCCUCAAAGCUUUAGAGGAAGUGUGUCUUGCUCAUGCACAUGAAGAUCCCAUCUUACAAGCAAUCGCAGCGACGCAAGAUUCAGGGCACUUGCAUAUCGCUGAUGAAAAGAACCCACCGGACUAUGGUCGCAUUCCGUACCCAGAGGAUAUUAUUGGCACUGUGCGUAUUGAACAUGGUCAAGUCGUUGCGGGGAGCUUUCGGGCCAUGAAAGAAGCAUUUCGGCCGGCGAGUAUUCAUGGUAUUGUGAAAUUGCCUGCAUACCUGGAAGAAAAGUUACUUGCGCUGCUUAAGAAGGAGGAGGCAUCCGUCAAGCGCGUCUAGGCUCGAUUGAUACGCUCUGCUUGGCACUGAUACAAUAGCAAUUGAGUCUACACUGAGCUGACAUAAGCGCACUGUGCUAGUCCCAUGAUCUUCGACCUGUCAAAGGCUAGUCAACUUGUCAAUGUCAUAUCGUUGGCAGACUUGAGUUGGCCGUGUCCUGCCAUGCUCAGGUUGAACGUCUCA